Molecule: messenger RNA, 10217 nt
Organism: Benincasa hispida (wax gourd)
Lineage: Eukaryota; Viridiplantae; Streptophyta; Magnoliopsida; Cucurbitales; Cucurbitaceae
Source: RefSeq, a predicted model, not a curated record
GCAGGUGGUAAACACAGCUCCAUCGUCCUCUCGAGGGCUUGGUAAUUUCUUCAGAAUCUAACCAGAGUUCUCCAUGUAGUUCGUCGUCAGCUCCCAAUUUCUUCGCCGAUCUCGUUUCAGCUGUAUUUGUGGGUUUCAUUGCCGCAGGUGAAACUUAAGCUGGAUAGAUAAAGGUUGCUAUCUUAGACAAGAUGGCAUCUUCACAAAAUGUUGAGUUGGAAGCAGCAAAGUUUCUGCACAAACUUAUUCAAGAAUCUAGAGACGAGCCAGCAAAAUUGGCUACAAAACUCUACGUGAUACUGCAACACAUGAAAUCAAGUGGGAAAGAACAUUCCAUGCCAUAUCAAGUAAUUUCGAGGGCCAUGGAGACUGUCAUCAACCAACAUGGUCUUGAUAUUGAAGCUUUGAGGGCAUCACGCCUUCCUUUGACUGGUGGAACUCAGAUGGGUGAUUCUUCAACUGCACAGUAUGCGGGUUCUUCCAGUGUUGUCGGUACUGCCAAAGAUUCCAAAAUGGGUAUAUCUGGAAAUGAGAUGUCCAAAAGUGGCGCACUUGCUUCAAGCAAGCCGCCUGUUGGCCCAAGUAGUACAGAUCACGAUUAUUAUCCAGGUUCUGCAACCCAUCGGAGUGGUCAAUCUUUUGAUCAAGAAAGUCCAUCUAGUUUGGAUUCAAGGUCUGCCAACUCACAGUCACAAGAGAAGCAUGAUUCAGUAAAUUGGGACAAACAAUUAAAUGAUAAGGAUGGCAAAAAGGGCAGCAAGAAAAGGAAGAAGGUGGAUACAUCAGUUGUGGAUCCACCUAGUGACAAUACUCAUCAACUUGAUACACGCAACUCACUGGUUAAUCCUAGGAAUGUAAAAACGAACAGGGUUGAACCUGUGGCAUAUCUAGUCAAGGGAGGCAAUAUUGAACAGGCAAAGCAUGGAUUGACGAAAGCUACUGAAAAGCCUAUUGAACCUCAAUUGUAUUCUGUAAACCGCGGUGAUGGGACAUCUACCUCCAAUGAAAAAGUUUUGGAGAGUGAACUACCUAUGUCUAGCACAUCAUCAGUUGAUGCUACGAAGAUGAUCCAGGGUACAUGGCGGAACAGUGCACCAGAAAUGAGUAUGUUACGCAACCCAGUUUCUAGAGAAGCAGGAAAGCUUCCUGUUUCUCAGGUUCCUACCUCAUCCCAAUCUCGUUUACCUUUCAAGGAACAACAAUUGAAGCAACUUAGGGCACAGUGCCUCGUGUUUUUAGCCUUCAGAAAUGGUUUAAUGCCAAAGAAACUGCAUCUUGAAAUUGCCCUCGGGAAUAAUUUUCCUAAAGAAGAGGGGCUUCGCAAAGAUGUUGAUCCUAGAGGUAUUGCUCAAUCUUUUAACGAGGCCAGAAGUUCUACUGAAGUCAUGAUGCCAUCAGGAAAAUUGGAUGCUGCAAGGGAAACAGGUAUGGUGGCCCCAGGCGCCAUAUCUGCUGGAAGAAUUUUUGAGGCUGACCCCAUGAAAGAUGUAGAUAAUAAGAGAGUGGAGGAUAAAAAGGGUACACCUUCUGAUUAUUCUGUUCAAGCAGAAGUAAGAAAGACAGAGGCUGAAGUUAUGCGGGAAAAAGCAGCUUCUCAAACAUGCUUGAGCUCUGGAUCACACCCGCCUAACUUUUCAAGUGCAAGGGGGAUUUUAACUGCAAAUAAUCCUGUUGAGGAUUUGGAGAAUAGCAAUCUUCAAGCCCCUGCUGCCAUGGGUAUGAGCAAGCCUCUAAACCCUGAAACAGUUAGCUGGACUGGAAUUGGCAGCACAAAUGAGGUUUCUAGGGGAAGUCUACCAGCCUUUGCUAGUCAGCAUGAGCUGGUAGUUGAUAGGAAGAAUGAUGUAUCUGCUCAGUUGCACGUUGUUCGGAACAACAGUGGUUUAGGGAGUCAACAUAUUGAUAGUCAGUCUUCUUUUUCAAUGGGAGAACGGUGGAAACCUAUCUCUGGGACAUAUGAUCAGUACCAUGCUGUAAUGCCUUCUAGAGAUGCAAGUGUGAUCCCAAAUCUUGCAUCUCAUGAUGAUAUGCAUGUGCCAGAAUCUGAAUCCAGAUGCAUCACAGAGGUGCAAAAAGUGGCAUCUAUUGACGAAGGGAAAAAUGUCAGCCUAAAUACUCUGGAACAAGAAGAUGAUGGUAAGUCAGUGCCAUCUGAUUUGCCAAUGUCUCCAAAGUACACCAUGUCAGAGAAAUGGAUAAUGGAUCGGCAGAAGAAGAAACUCCUGAAUGAGCAAAAUUGGUUACUGAAACAACAAAAAACUGAGAAACGUAUUGCCACUUGUUUUGAUCGGUUAAAGGAUACCGUCAGCUCGUCAGAAGAUAUAUCUGCAAAAACUAGAAGUGUUAUAGAAUUGAAAAAGCUUCAACUUCUGCAGCUUCAGCGCCGCCUCAGGAAUGAUUUUCUCAAUGAUUUCUUCAAACCAAUUUCAACUGAGAUGGAUAGAUUGAAAUCUUUCAAGAAGCAUAAACAUGGUAGGAGGAUUAAACAACUUGAAAAAUUUGAGCAGAGAAUGAAGGAGGAGAGGCAAAAGAGAAUUCGGGAGAGGCAAAAGGAAUUCUUUGGUGAGAUAGAAGUUCACAAGGAAAGACUUGAUGACGUAUUUAAAGUUAAGAGAGAGAGGUGGAAGGGUUUCAAUAAGUAUGUCAAGGAGUUCCACAAAAGGAAGGAACGAAUUCAUCGUGAGAAGAUUGACAGAAUCCAGCGUGAGAAGAUCAAUCUUUUGAAGAUCAAUGAUGUAGAGGGGUAUCUUCGAAUGGUGCAGGAUGCAAAAUCAGAUCGUGUUAAGCAACUUCUCAAGGAGACUGAGAAAUAUCUUCAAAAGCUUGGAUCCAAGCUACAAGAGGCAAAGUCCAUGGCAAGCGAUAUGGAUGAUGGAGGAGCUGUGAAUGUUGCUGAAAAGAGUGAAACUGCGAUUGAAAAUGAAGAUGAAAGCGAUCAGGCAAAGCAUUAUUUAGAAAGUAACGAGAAGUACUACAUGAUGGCUCAUAGUGUUAAGGAAAGCAUAGGCGAGCAGCCUUCUUGUCUUCAGGGAGGAAAGUUGAGAGAGUAUCAGAUGAAUGGCCUUCGGUGGCUUGUUUCAUUGUAUAACAACCAUUUGAAUGGAAUUCUUGCUGAUGAAAUGGGGCUUGGAAAAACUGUUCAGGUAAUUUCCCUAAUCUGUUAUUUGAUGGAGACUAAGAAUGAUCGAGGUCCCUUUUUGGUGGUUGUGCCAUCAUCAGUUUUACCCGGAUGGGAGUCAGAGAUAAACUUCUGGGCCCCUAGUGUGCUUAAAAUUGUGUAUUCUGGACCUCCAGAAGAGCGGCGUAGAUUAUUCAAAGAAAGAAUUGUUCAUCAGAAAUUCAAUGUACUUCUGACCACAUACGAAUAUCUGAUGAACAAGCAUGAUAGGCCAAAACUGAGCAAGAUUCAUUGGCACUAUAUCAUAAUUGAUGAAGGCCAUCGCAUAAAGAAUGCUUCAUGCAAGUUGAAUGCUGAUCUGAAGCACUAUCAGAGUUCUCAUAGAUUACUCUUGACUGGAACACCACUGCAGAACAACCUUGAAGAGCUGUGGGCAUUACUGAACUUUUUGUUGCCAAAUAUUUUUAAUUCAUCGGAGGAUUUUUCACAGUGGUUCAACAAACCAUUUGAGAGUAAUGGUGAUAAUUCAGCUGACCAAGCCUUGCUUUCCGAAGAGGAGAAUCUUUUGAUCAUAAAUCGACUUCACCAAGUGCUUCGCCCGUUUGUUCUUCGGAGGCUUAAACACAAGGUGGAAAAUGAACUGCCAGAAAAGAUUGAAAGACUUGUACGAUGUGAGGCUUCUGCAUAUCAGAAACUUUUGAUGAGGAGAGUAGAGGAUAACCUUGGUUCGAUAGGAAGUACAAAGGUCCGGUCAGUGCAUAACUCGGUGAUGGAGUUGCGUAAUAUUUGUAAUCAUCCUUAUCUAAGCCAACUUCAUGCAGAGGAGGUUGAUAAUUUGAUACCUAAGCAUUACCUGCCACCAAUUGUUAGACUCUGUGGAAAGCUCGAGAUGUUAGAUAGAAUAUUACCAAAGCUAAAAGCAACCGAUCAUCGGGUUCUCUUCUUUUCCACCAUGACUAGACUGCUUGAUGUUAUGGAGGAAUAUCUUCAGUGGAAACAAUAUCGAUAUCUACGAUUGGAUGGACAUACGUCUGGGGGUGAUCGUGGAGCACUAAUUGAGUUAUUUAAUGGGCAAAAUUCUCCCUAUUUUAUAUUCCUUCUUAGCAUUCGAGCUGGUGGUGUGGGAGUGAAUCUCCAAGCUGCUGAUACAGUGAUUAUCUUUGACACAGACUGGAAUCCACAGGUUGAUCUACAGGCGCAGGCAAGGGCUCAUAGGAUUGGCCAGAAGAGGGAUGUGCUUGUUCUUAGAUUUGAAACAGUUCAAACAGUGGAAGAACAAGUGAGAGCUGCUGCGGAGCAUAAACUAGGAGUGGCUAACCAAAGUAUUACAGCUGGUUUUUUUGACAACAAUACAAGUGCUGAAGAUCGAAGGGAAUAUUUGGAAUCUCUUCUACGCGAGUGUAAGAAAGAAGAAGCUGCACCUGUACUAGAUGAUGAUGCUCUGAAUGAUCUCCUAGCACGCAGUGAGUCAGAGAUUGAUGUGUUUGAAACAGUCGACAAAGAGCGGAAAGAGCAUGAGAUGGCCACAUGGAAGAAGCUGGUACUUGGUCAUGGAAAUUUUGAGCCUGUUCCUUCCAUCCCUUCACGUCUUGUAACAGAUGAUGACCUGAAAGUAUUCUAUGAAGCAAUGAAGAUAACUGAAGAAGUACCAAAAGCUGGGGAGGUUUCCCAUGUAGGGGUGAAGAGGAAGAGUGAAUAUCUUGGAAGUCUUGACACCCAACAUUAUGGGAGGGGGAAGCGGGCAAGAGAGGUGCGAUCCUAUGAGGAACAGUGGACAGAAGAGGAAUUUGAAAAGAUGUGUAAGGUCGACUCACCUGAAUCCCCUAGACCAAAGGAGGAAGCUGUGGCAGGAGAACCAUCGGCUAGUAUUAGUGGAUCAGUUGUAGCAGCUGUUUUGAAGACAGAAGUUCCUGCUUCCUCUCCUCUGCCUCCUGUUCAGCCUUUGCCUCAGCAUCAAACACCACCUUCGAAGCGGGGUCGUGGAAGACCAAAAAGAUCAACUGUUGAUAAGUUGCCUGCUCCAGUGGUUCCUCCUCCGUCUCUUUCUAUAACAGCCAAAAUGGAGACUGGGUUACAAGGGGAAACUAUUUCAAGCAUUUCUAAAACUGGCUGUCUUGAUUCUUUGCCUGGUCAAGGAAUAACCAGUGAAAUUGCUUCAGGGGCUGCUCCAAAUUCUCAGUUAACUAGCUCAGUGCCUUCUAUAACUCCUGCCUCUGAAUCCGCUCCAGCUUGCUCCCCUGCUCCAAUUCAAGCGAAAGGUCAUGGUCGAAAAACUCAAACUGGACAAGAAGCUCCUCGGAGAAGGGGAAAAAAACAGGGGAUAGUACCACCUCCCGUUCCUGGCAGUCUAUCCUCUGAUUUAAAACAAGAUGACCUAGCACGGGGUAAACCGACAAACCCAGUGGCAGGUCAAGUUAAUGUUCCAAGUGAUGUUGUUUCUAAUGCUUCUGCAACCCAGCCUCCCACUUCUUUUCCUGGUUCUGCCCCUUCAAAACCUGUCUCUGGACCUAAUGAUCAACCUGCCAUUGUGGUUUCAUCAAAUUUGGAACCUACUCCUGCUUUGCCUUCUGUGUCUUCUAUAUCUCAAGUCGCCCCUAAUUUCAUUCCUCAACCUGUACGGCCUAGAGGACCAUAUCGGAAGACUCAGAGUGCUGCAGGAGCCCCAAGACGUCGAGGAAAGAAACAGACGGCAGCAACUCCUGAAUUACCUAACACCACGGCUGGUGCUAGUCUAAGUUUAAAUAUGAAUUUGCAAAAGAACCAUAUUGAUUCUUCUUCAAAUAAUGCUGUUGUUGUCAAUACCACUAUAGAAAAUAUUGCAAAUCAGGCGACUGAUAUUAUCUCUGAGCAAUUGCGCCAGAAACCUGAUGGAAUCACUGGACAGAGUUUGGAAUCUCCUAAGUCAACAGAUAAUUCCAAUCAGGGAAAAGAGACAGUGAGCUUAUCAACUUGUGUUAAUACUGUGGGACAAGGAGGGUCUGCAGAACAUAAUCAAAAUACUGAUUCACGUUGCAUAUCUAUUAAGAGCAAGGAGGUUUCUUCUGGAGAUUGCACCGCCAAAGCAAACCCUUAUGAGGACUUGAGUAAGAGUACUGCUGCUGCCCAGGAUGCAGCUGUAUCAAAUAACAGUGUCGACGAGAAAUUGAAGAGCCAUAGUUUGCGGGACACACCUCAUCCAGUUGCAUCAACUCCAGAACCUUCAGUUCCAGUAUGUGGUCCUCCAACCGUUUCUUUACCUGAUUCUGUUGCUGUGGAGAUGAGUCCCAAAACUGUAAUUAAUGUUGCGCCAGAGACUGCUCCUAGUUCCCAGCCAAUCCAUUCAUUCCCAUCAGUGGCUUCAACCUUGCAAUUUGCGUCUCAAGGUCCGCCACCCGGAUAUGUGCAACCUAAACGUCAAGGUCGUAAGACCCCAAAGAAUAGGGAAGAGCCCCCUCGACGUAGGGGAAGAAAACCAGCCUCAUUUUCUCCUGUCAUUCUUAAUGGUUCAGCUAGCAAGGAAGCUAAAGAUUUGAAUGUGCAUGUGCAACCAGCGGAAUUUGGGGAUUCAAGUAGUAAAGACACAUGCCUAAAAGGUAAAACUGGGACUGAUAAUCAAGAACCAACCAGUGUUCAGAAUGUCGCAGGUGCUACCCAAAUUGUAGAUACUGUGCAGUCCCUGGGUCCAAAAAGAAAGGAGCAAGCACCCAAAACUGCCCAACACAAACAGUUGUUGGCAUCAUCAACAAAAAUUGAUGCUACUGGAGCCUUGGACAGGACCACUAUAUCAGGCCGUUAUCAGACUGCAAAUGUAAAUGAUGUUGCUCGAGUAAUGAAGGAGGUCUUCUCAGGAACUGGCUUGUCAAAAGCUAAAGUUGGAGAGUCUUCUGGGAAAGAAAGCAAGGAUGCCCCUCCAAUGCCUGUUUUGAGCAAGUCGUCUGUGGAGGUGAUCAGAAAUAAUCAGUCAGAGGCUUCUUUAGCUACAGUUUUAAAUUCCAACAUUCAAGUUGGGGCUCAUGAAUUGCAAUCUUCCGUUAAAGCUAGUGAAAUAAGACCAGAUUCUGCAAAUGCUCCAGAAGAAUGUAUCAUUCCGAAGAUCGGUGAUGAAAUUUCUGAAAGUACGAAGGCUGAUGCAGUAAAUAAAUUGGUUGAAUCAAGAGAAACGUCUGCCGCAUGCUCAACUGUGGUUAGUGGCUCUCGAAUUUCAUCAAACUUCAACAAUGCUGACCGUAAUCCCCCAGAAGGCUCACCUAUUUCCUCAAGUCUGGGUGAUUGCAAUUCAUCAAGGACUCCUAAGGUGAUGGAUGAUGUAUUGAAAAGUGAAACAAACCCUGUUGGUGAUGGACUCUUAAAAUCUUCCCCUGAUAGAAGCAUCUAUGAAGUUCCCUCAUCUUUGAAUAAUGAUGGUGAAAGUCGACCUGCUCCUGCAUUGCCAGUCCCUUCUGAUAGCAAUCAUAAAACUUUGAUAACUUCCCCUUCUGAUGCACUCAUGUCAGGUACUGAACUUGAUGUUCAAGGACGCCUUUCUGUAACUACCAUGGAUAUUGAGAGUAAACAUAAUGAAAUGAAUGAUAUCACUCCUGUUCUUGAACAAACGGAUUGUGCCUCGAAGCAGGAUGUUGACAUUUUGAUGGGGAAGUAUAGUGGCAGUGUAGAUCAUUCUGACACAGGUGCACCUAAUACGGUGAAGCAAACAUCGGGAAAUACAUUAGAGCUUCAUUCGGAAGAGUUGCCAAAUUUUCCUUCAUCUGAUGAUGGAAGCGUUCAAGUCCAAGAAGUUUCUGUGGGAAGUCUUGAUGAUUCAGAUAAAGCUAAAUCUGACAGAGGUUCUCUGGAGUUUGAUCUGAUACCUCCUAGAGUUGACGCUGCAGAAUGCUCUUCCAAAACUGAUGUUGAAGAACAGAGAGCACCAGAGUUAAAUGCUAGUAGUAAGUGUAUCUCGGAGGGGAAUUUGAAUGUGGAAGACAAUGCUGAUUUUGUUAAGCAUGAGGAUGUUCCUGAGCCAAUUGCUCUGAUCCAGGAUAGUGAAGAUGACAAGGGUGAUAACCAUGGUGCAUGUCUCAUGGAACCCAAAAAUAUUGGAGUUAAUGCUAAUCUUCAAGUGAUUGCGUCUCAGGAUGAUGUUAUGAUUUCAGAAGACCUUGUGCAAGAAGAUUCAAAUCAUACAUCCAUUGUGCUACAGGAAGGAAUGAUCGAGGGAUCUUGUGAGAUAAAUCGACCUCCUAGUGACGUUCAUGUUGAUCGUAUUGAAGAAGAUAAAUCAGGAAAUUUGGCCCUACCAUUAUCUUCCUCAGAAGUAAAGGAAACAAAUAUGAUGAUGUUGCCCAGAAGUUUAGAUAAUUCAGGUGAUCAAACUGAUUUACCUGUAUCCUCAUCCAUGAUGACAGGUGGAGAAAAUAUUGGGACUUGCAUCACAGAUACGGUAAAAGCUCUCGAGGAUGGUAGACAAUUACUAAAAGAGGUAUCACAAGUUUUGGUUGUGCUUGCUUCAUCCAAUAGGAAUGAUGACUCGUCUCAAAUGGAUCCCCUUGGCACCCCAGUCUCUCUGGAGGGACCGAGUGAGUAUCAAAUGAGCAGUGACCAUAUGGUUGCAACACAGGAUAACACUGUUAUGUCAGAAAAGGCGUCAUCUGUUUUAUUAGUUACUGAGGAAAACAAGCGGCAAAGUUCCUCUGAGAAAACCUUAUCUGAUAGUUCAGAACCGCUGGUGGACUGCAAGGAUUCUGAUAAGGGCAAUGACAAAUUGGUCGUUGCUCGAGUCAACAAGGAACAGCUUUUAAGCAUCACUGAAAACCUCGUUUCCACUGAUUCUUCCAAUCAUCUCACAGUGUCAAAGACGUUUGAAAUUUCCACUGGUGAUCAGAUUAAUGUUCCUCAACCUGGGGAGUCUGAACCCGUAAAUGCAGUUUAUACCUUAAACCAGCCCCCACCCUCGACAACCAUGGAAGAAGACAAAUCUGAAGCCUCAUCUGGUAGUGGUCUAAUUGCUAGCCCUCCACCACCGAAAGACAUUAAAGGUUUUCAUACUGAAACAGAUCCAAUGGACUCUUCUCAACCUGGCGGGAUUUUAAAAGAAAAUAUAUCAGGAGAAACAAAUUUGCCUUCAUCUUCUCCUGUGUCGGAGGAGGUAGGAGAAGGUAUAGUGCCAUCUGAUGCUGAAGUUCAGACAAUCGAUCAAACGGAUACUUCUGAGGUCGGGGAGCCUUCUCUAGAGAAGGCUGUAACAGAAAUGGCCAGUUCAUCAUCUCUACCUGCAGAAAAUGAAAGCUUGGAACGCUCACCAGUUUCGAGUCUGGCUGAUUGUGCCAUUGCAGUUGCAGAAACAGUCGUAUGUGAUGAAGCUGAUGCACCCACAGAAAAUGUAAGGUGCCCACCGGCAAGUGGCUCAUCAGUGCUUGAUCCGGCUGAUGGCAUUGCAGAUGUAGAAAUGGCCAUAUGCAAUGAAGCUGAUGUUCCUCCAGUCAGUGACACGGUGCAGGGUUUGGCUGAUAGUGUCACGUCAGUAGAAAUGGCCAUAUGUGAUCAAGUUGAUGCUCCGGUUUGUGACUCGGCGAACGCAUCAGCUGAUACUGCUGCCAUAUGUGAUCAAGUAGAUGUAACUCCAGCUUCCGAGUUAGCACAGGAUCCAGCUGAUAGUGCCAUGGUACGUGAUCAAGUUGAUGGUCUUCCAGUUUGUGGCUCGGUGCCAGACAACAGGUCUCCAAAUUUGCACCUGCCUCCUGGAUCUCCAGCAGUGGAGCAUGAAACCGGUGAGCAGUCACCGGAGGAGACUCCAGUUAACAAGAGUUCGGUUGACUCAGAAACAGAGGAUCCAAAGCAAAGUGAAUGAAUAGUAGAAUUCUUCUGUACAUUUUUUUUGCGUUCCCCUGAUAUUCAAGUUUUUAAUUCCACGGGGGAAAUUGUAGCUUUAAUUUAUAGAAUCUCUACUGUCAUUUUGUAUGUAUGUAUAUACUAAUUAUGGCUUAGGUUGCCCUUCUAUAUAAUUGGCAGAUUUCUGAUCCAAAUACUGAACUGAACAACCAAAACUCCUUCACAUUGUCCCUUUACAUGUAAUCCGAGGAAGUGUUGUGUUAUGACAUUGACAGAUUAAAAUAUUAAUGAUACAAUCAAGAAUUUUUCAUUA